Molecule: messenger RNA, 957 nt
Organism: Trichoderma atroviride IMI 206040
Lineage: Eukaryota; Fungi; Ascomycota; Sordariomycetes; Hypocreales; Hypocreaceae
Molecular function (GO): hydrolase activity
Source: RefSeq, a predicted model, not a curated record
AUGACCUCUCCAGCCCUUCCGUCGAACUGCGAUCUCGUCAAUAUCGGCACUCACUCUCUAGCCCUCUACACUCACGGUCCAGAAACGGGCAGUACCAAAGAUCCCGUCGUAAUCUUUGUCUCGGGCGUAGCAAGCGAUGCCCUUAAUUGGCAAGCUGUGGUGAGGCUGCUUCCGCCCUCGCUGCGAAUUUAUACCUACGACCGAUCAGGCUAUCGCAACUCGCAGUCGUCACCGCUCGAACCCUCAGCCGAAAACGUUGCUCUAGAGCUAUCUCUUCUGAUUGAAAAGGCUCCCAUUACGAAGCCACUGAUUAUUGUGGGCCACUCUUGGGCAGGCGUUCUUAUUCACGAGUUCAUCGCCCUGAAAGGAACUAGCCAAAUCGCUGGUCUAGUGCUUGUUGACGCCAAUCACGAAACUGCGCCUCUCGUUAUCAAUGUAGAUGAUCCAAUUCUAUGGAACGCUAUAGCUGCAGAUGUUGAGGUUUAUUCUGCUUGGGGGGUCGAGGCGAAACAUAAGUUGACACAAGAAGAGUGGGAUGCAUUUAGAGCUGCAGAAUCUACUGUAAAGUACAAAUUGAUUGCACAGAAGGAGGAUGUGGAACAAUAUCUGCCAAGUUUUGAGACACUUCGAAAGAAGAAACUGGGUGAAAGACAGCCACUACUUAAGGAUAAACCAGUUUUUGUGAUUGGGGGCACACGAAGCAGAGACUGGAACGGAUUAUACAAGGCGGGCGUUGCGAAAGGGAAUGGAACCGAGGAAGAGAGGAGCUACGUUAGAGAGAUGAUUAGGACAGUCGAUGAGAAAAGCAAGGGUCUCAUGGAAAAGUUUCUAGAACUCUCUACCAGGAGCGAGCUUGUCUUUGCUACUGAGAGUGGUCACUUUGUCCAGAUGACGCAGCCGGAUAUUGUUGUAGAUGGAGUGAAAUGGGUCCUAGAUAACUUGUCAGCGUCUUCUUAG